Molecule: messenger RNA, 3579 nt
Organism: Cydia pomonella (codling moth)
Lineage: Eukaryota; Metazoa; Arthropoda; Insecta; Lepidoptera; Tortricidae
Gene: Ent1
Product: equilibrative nucleoside transporter 3
Exons: 7
Coding region: 335-1720 (461 amino acids)
Biological process (GO): nucleoside transmembrane transport
Cellular component (GO): plasma membrane
Molecular function (GO): nucleoside transmembrane transporter activity
Source: RefSeq, a predicted model, not a curated record
GACGGUGUUGAGUGUGAGUUGUGACACUUGCUCUCGACUCGCUCGAGAGAAGAGUUCGUACUGUACGAAAUUAUACUUUGCGCGUAGCUGUUCGAUAGAUUUCAAUUUCGGCUGCGUUUAUUACAAAAAAGUAAUAAACAAAAUUAUGUUUUGCAUACUCAGGUAAAGGCAUUUUAUGUUUUGUUUAUUUUUGAAUCAUUACGACGCCUCAUUAGAACGGAGCUAUUGUAACAAACAAGGACAUUACAAUGAUCGUUAACAAUAGAAGAGAAAUAAAAUAGCUUUAUUGUGGCCAAGAAUUCAUAAGUAAAUAGUGUUAAUAAGUGCUAUAAGCAUGGACGUAGAAGAGACCGGAUCGAUAAACAAUGAGCCCGUCGACACGAUUGAGAACGAAAAUGAAGAAGAAAUUAUUGAUGACUCAGAGGAGCGCGAGCUGGUGACAGACUCUUGCUCAACAAAGGUGCUGGACACCUCGGAGCAGCCUCGCGACAACUAUUGGGUUGUUUAUUUACUUUUUUAUUUAUUUGGAAUUACAUCACUUGUGUCAUGGAAUUUCCUGAUUACUGCAAAUGAUUACUGGAUGUAUAAAUUUCGAGAUGUGUCUCCUGUUAAUUCCACCCAGUUGGAAUUACCACCAGUGCGAAAAACUCCGUUUCAAGCAGAGUUUACAUCCUACCUCAAUGUGGCAGCUUCUAUUCCUAAUUUAAUAUUCCUUGUAUUAAACUCACUUUAUGGGCAUUUAGUAUCAGUGAAGAGCAGACUACAAGGAUCCCUCUUGAUGAUCACACUGUCAUUCCUGGUGACCACCGCUUUUGUGCAGAUUGACACUGACGAAUGGCAGAACACAUUCUUUAUUGUCACAAUGGUGACUGUAGUUGUCAUGAGUGCUGCCAGUGCCAUAUUCAUCGGCGGGCUCGUGGGCAUCGCGAGCCGCUUCUCAAAAGAGUACAUGGCCGCCGUGGUCAGCGGCCAGUCCCUCGGCGGGAUCAUUGCCGCCAUCGCGCAAAUCAUAUCCCUCGCAUUCAAAAUAUCCCCCUUACACAGCGCCCUUAUAUACUUCAUCAUAGCAGACUUAAUGCUGGUUGCAUCUUUAAUCUCCUAUAUAAUGUUGUACAAGAUUGACUUCUUUACACACCACAUUUUGAGGGGCUCUGGUAUGGUUGCUAACAGGCACAGAGAAGUGUCAAUGGUAGUUGUCAUGAAGAAGAUCUGGGUUUAUGCGUUUAGCAUUUUUGCGAUUUUUGCGAUCAGCAUGGCCGUGUAUCCUGCUGUGACUGUGUUGGUUGAGUCACAUCCUACGACUCAAGGAACAGAUUGGAACAAAAUAUACUUCGUGCCGGUAGUGAAUUAUCUAAUCUUUAAUUGUGGAGAUUAUUCCGGGCGUUUGGUUGCUGGAUUUCUACUUCGUCCUCUGAACCAAUGGAUAAUAGCAGCCGCUAGCCUACUGCGUAUCAUCGGAGUCCCAAUGCUGAUGCUAUGCAACGCGCAGCCGCGACCGCACCAUCUGCCGGUCAUCUUCGAGUGGGACUACGAAUACAUCAUGAUCAUGAUUGUGUUCGCUUUCAGCAACGGCUAUCUGACCAACAUAGUUAUGAUCAAUUCUACCAGAGUGGUAGAGCUGCACGAGCGAGAGAAGGCGACGUCCGUGAUAGCCACGAUGCUGAGCAUCGGGCUAACGGUGGGGGCUGCUGUCGGAAUGCUGUUGGUUCACUUAUUAUAAACUGCUCGCCGAUAUAAUAUUAUAUACAAUAUGUAUAAUAAAAGGCCGUGGAUUCCUGAGGUACCGCAAGGCCUUUGCGCGGGCAAUCAUCAAACCUUAAGGGAUAAGAUUUGUUAAAAUAGAUGGGGCAACAGCAACAUAGUAUAUAUUGUGGAAGGAUUAAAAAAGGAGAAACUGCUCAUCACCGAAAGAAAAUUUUAGCUAAAAUUUGCUCCUUAUAUUUAGGAAAUACCAAUUGAUAACACCUCAUCUGCCUUGUGAUAAUCCAGUGGGAGUAAAUAUAAAAGCGAGAAAUUAAAAAAAAAAAAUGUUUUGUGGAAGUAACUAAGCGCAUAGCAUAUAAUAUUAUGUUUUACUGAUAAGACAGUCAAAAUGCCCUUGUAGUUGUAGUUUGAUUUACCAAGAGAUUAGGAGCGACAUAUGAAUAAGCUAAUAUUUGACCAGGCAGUCACAAAAAUUACUCAUGAAUAGAUCCCACGAUGAAAAGACACUGACAUAGUCGACCUGAUAUGCUUGCCUUUAUUCGUAAGUUUAAAAUGUACGUUAGCGUUGUCCAAAUACUACAGAUGGUUACCAAAUUUAAAAUACUUGCAUUUACCUAAGUAUAUUUUGUAUUGUUAAUUUGAACGUCAGCAUAUUUACGCGUUAUUUGCUGUUAGUUUGUAUCUGGUAAUUACAUUAGUCGACUAGUAUGUACUUCGAGCCAUACAUACUAAAUUACUUAUUUAGAAAAUGCAAUUUAAAAUUAGUGAAUGUUUGAAUACAAAUUAUUCAAUUGAAUAUUACAUAUUAUUUUAAGUGUGGAUUUCAAUGUAUUUUACUAAUUGACAUUAUUGAUUAAUAUUUUUUAAUAUAUGAUUAAUUAUUACCUUAAGGGCUAACACGUAGUGCCGUUACUCGCGCGAGGAGAAAGGAUCGGCGCGACUGAUGUUUGAUAUACAAAGUCGCGCGAUUCUCGGCAAGCUGUGCUAGCCGUGGUGCUUAUAGAAUUACUUGUUCCUAAAUCAAAAGUUAAGCGGCAUUCCGUUUUUAAGAUUUCACUGCCCUUAUUACUUAUUUAAUGCUCAACUUAAACAUUCCUGCAAUGUUAUAAUUUUAUUAACUUUUUUUUACAAAAUUUAUGUUAACAAUUGCUUAUUUUAACUAGUGAAAAGCUUUUUACGAAGUCGAAUUAUCCUUAGCUCAGGUAAUGUGUAAUAGAUCUCAAGUAGAAUAGGUAUUCAGUUUUAAUUAUGACUUUAUGUAAUUUGUAAAAAUGUAGAUAAUUUAAUUGUAAUAGAUUGCACAGACGUAAUUAUGAUAAUAGAUGUUUUUGGAUAUUCAUAUUGUUAAUUAUUGAAUUAUGUUUGUACCUGAUGUUAGGUAUUAUUUUAAGUUGUGUAUGUUUUUAUAUCACUAAUUUAUCUUUAAUAGGUGCUUCAAGUUUAGAUGUUUCUACUUGUCAUAUAUAGUUUUAUUUUUUUGAUAACUAUUUGACGUUGUACAGUGGAGCCUCGAUAACACGAAUCUUAAGGAAAUUACUAAAUUUUCGUCUUAACACAAAAUUUGGGGCAGGGAAGGGAAUGAAAUUUUAUUACGUUCCAAUGAGGAUUAUCGAGGUUACAUGUAUUUAUGUUGGCAAUGAAAUUUGCAUAAUAUUUUAUAAUUUCAGUAUGGUGUCUUCAGAUUAUCGUGUGGAUGUAUCAUUUAUCUAUGUUAAGUAAAUAUUACCUAAGUAACUUUUCAAUAUAUUUCUUCUAAUAGCUUUUAUUGCGUUAAUUAUGAUCGCCUCAAUGUUAUUGUAGUUUAUUUUUCUAUAUAUUAAACGGCGAUCUAUUAUGUUUCAAUUGACAUUAUAAUUAUACUGUUUAUGUGAUAAA